Messenger RNA from Cheilinus undulatus (humphead wrasse), 10906 nucleotides. It is a transcript of the gene tet1, whose product is annotated as tet methylcytosine dioxygenase 1. Gene Ontology annotation, cellular component: nucleus. Gene Ontology annotation, biological process: oxidative demethylation; positive regulation of transcription by RNA polymerase II. The transcript is spliced from 12 exons. Bases 467 to 6868 code for a protein of 2133 amino acids. Gene Ontology annotation, molecular function: zinc ion binding; DNA binding; DNA 5-methylcytosine dioxygenase activity. NCBI's taxonomy places the organism in Eukaryota, Metazoa, Chordata, Actinopteri, Labriformes, Labridae. The record is from RefSeq and is a predicted model, not a curated record.
UUGCGUCUGGUGGAGGGAGAGUGAGCGGGGCUGCCCCGAAUGGAUUGACAUUAGAGGGAUUUACAUUUUAACGGGUGUCGUGCUCCGUAAAGACUACACGGUGCACGUUUGUAAAACCAACCAACUAUUCGGCUUGAUGUUUGUCCAUGUUGGUGCGUGUAUCAUGUACAUGUGUCAUCGUCGUGAGAGGAUUGAACUUGCCAGCAGUCUAUAUUUGUCGAGGAGGGAAACCAGUACAAGGUCUCGCUGUCUUGCUGGAGCGGAGUAUUAUUAGCAGUUCAGACAGUGCAACUGUCUCUCUGGUCAUGCACUGGAAUAACAGGAUAAUGAAUUCAUUAUAAUUCACAAUUCAAGGAUAAAAGAGACGAAGAUUAUCAAAGAAGAAAGUUGCAUGCUGAGUGAAAAGUAAACAUUCAUCUGGCUCCCAUGCCGGCUGCCAGAAGUCCUCCCCUCCACACCCUCAGCCAUGCCUGCUUCCACUAAACCCACAAGGAGACAGACACCUGCUCAGAGGAGAAAUGCCCAGAAAGUGAUCAGCACCAAGAGGCAAACCUGCAACUCAAACAGACCCGGAGGAAGAGCCACAGAGAAGCCCCAGAAAACACCUGCAGAACCCAAAAAGUCAACAACCAGGUCUCAGGUGCAGUCAAGCCGAAAUCCCCGUGGAAGAGGGGUUAGUGGGCCUGCUAGCCAGGGCCCUGGGAGGUCGCCUGGCAGAGUUAACCAUGCCUCAAGUGUAACAGGAUCUGCAAGACUAAGACGGCAAAGCAAUCCGCCUGAGACCCCGGGUGAGUUACAAGACCCCCUAGGUCGCAGGAAGUCCCUACGGGGCACGCAGGUGUCUGUUUCUCCCUGCCAGCCUCCUAAAGCAUGCAGAGGAGGGAGAAACAGGAGAGCUGGCACAUGGAGAGGAGCAGCAUCACAGUAUGGAAGGCAGCCAUCGAGCACCAGCAUCAAUGAUUCAACAUCUGGUGAGAAAUUAGACAUCCAUGAUGCUGAAGAAAUCGUUCCAGUUGCUCUCAAAACAGAUUUUGAAGUUCCUGCAGGCAUCAGAGAGAAGAGCGGAGGAAUCAGCAAUGCUAAAGAGGGCAGCCCUCUUAAAGCAGAUUCACCACCACGUGAAGACGCACUUGAGGACUGUGUGCAGGGCAGCUGUGACAGCACUAUAACCUUACAAGAUAGAAGGACUGUCUGCCAUAACAGUGAAAGUGAACUGAGGGGUGUGACUGUGUGUGAUGUCGAUGUACAACUUAAACCCUGUAGUAACACUAGGGAAGAUGGCUCUACUGAGCCGUCAGCGCUAACAACAGUGGUGCAGAGCAGCAUCGAGGAAAAUGACAGCUCAGGCAUCCUUGGAAAUAAGCUUGAUUAUCUUUCAAGGGAUGAUCAAGCUUCUUAUCAACAGGAUGCAUGUAUUAUCCCACAAGAGGAAGCUGACAUGUUGGACUCAAAAGAGAAAAGUACAGAUGAAAGAACGAUAGUUGUCCCUGAAGGGACGGAGGAGAUAAAUCACGGAGAGAGUCUAGAGGAAGAGACACGAAUUGAAGCUGUGGAAGAGAUGGAGAAGAUAGUUGAAAGGCUGAGUGAUAGAGAAGAAAAAGAGGGAGGAAAAAAUGGCAAGAAGAAUGAUAUUGACUCCUACCCCAGCACUCCUGCCCCUCAACAUCUGGAUUCACCUCCCCGUAACAAUGACCUAGAACCACCUGUAAGAGUCCUACCGCUCUGCAACAUAGCUACCUCAAAUUCCACCAAAGCUGCCACCACCUCAGAGUCGACUGAUUCAGAGGUGUUGAGACAGGGUAAGACAGACAUGCAACCUACUUUUCCUGGUGCUAUACCUUUAUUGGGGUGCUCAGCUGUCACUGAAACUGCCCUGAAGUUGCAGUCUGCUCAACUGCAACGAAAAACACCUGUUAUUAUCUGCAACGACUCUUUUAAAUCUACGAGAUGUAGGGAUUUACACCAACUCCAAAAUCUAGAGAUCCCUUCUUCACAAGCUUACACACCAGCAGAGUCGAACACCAAAGAGAGUCAGUCUUAUCCAGAGACACUGGAGCACCAGCGCCAGAAAGAGACGCCUUCACUGUCCCUGCCGGUUGUACCUCAGUUUGACUCGCUGACAGCUGAGCGCGAGCCAAACGUCAGCGAGGAAAGUGUUGUCUGGGUGCCAAAGAUCUCCACUCCCUCGCUGGACAGUAGCUCCACCUUCUCCUUCAGCUCAGAAAGCACCCGCUCCUCUUUUUCUUUUGACACUGAAUCAGAGGCAGGGUAUGGGGAGCCGAUCCCCUCUAUCCAUCCCGGAUCAUGGGGGACAGAGAAGCCCUCCUGGAGUGCUCAGAAACCGCAGAGAAAGGAGAAGAAGAAGCGAAGCAGGUGUGGGAAGUGUGAGCCGUGCCUGAGGAAGAACAGCUGCGGACAGUGCAGUAGCUGUUUGAACCGCAGGACCGGACACCAGAUCUGUAAACUGAGGAAGUGCGAGGAACUGAAGAGGAGAAGACCUUCAUCUGUGCUUACACUCUCUGCUGCUGAGGUGGUUCCAGAAAGUGGGUCGGUCAAUGGCAAAGGCAAGGCACAGAUGGAUGAAACCCACACGGCAGCGGCAGAGGAGGAUGAAGGGGAAGAAGGCCACAUACCUCAUACACCAUCUCCCCACAUCACCCACUCGCUCACCCACAACCUGGCCUCGGACCGAGGCAGGCGGCCUGCACUUGUUAAAAGAGAGCCCACGCUUGAGCUGACCGGCAAUGCACUUCAUCAACAUAUAUGCUCUUCUGUGACUUUUCAGAAUGGUUCUGUUGAGAACCUGACUAAACCUAAUGGUGCUAACAUGACCACUGGGUCGCAAUCUUACCUGAAAUCUGCAUUAAAACGGACUACACGUGCAUCAGAGCCUCAGAGGACUAUUAAAGCUGCAAUCCCUAAAGAAAGCUUUGAAAGUGGAGUCAAGACGCCUCAAGAUGAUGCAUCAGUUCCUCUGAAGAAGAUCAAACUGGAGGAACCGUGGAUGUGGACCACUGAACAGGCUGCCUCAAAGCUGUGUGACGGUGACGACGAGGUGUUUGAGGACCCGCUGUCCACGCUGGCGACUGUGGUGUGUCUGUCCGUCACAGACAGGAAGGGACUGGAAGAGAAACUCUUCAGCUCACGUUCCUCCAUUCUUUGCUCAAUCAAAACAGAGCCGCACGAUUUGCACUUCAUCAAAAAAGAGCCACAGGACUUAAAGAAUGACUUUUGUCAGAAAAGCACUCCUGUUAGCCUGCAAAGGACUCCCCAGCUUAUCAAAAGUGAAACUCCUCCAAGUGUCCUGUUGCCAAGUGUGCAGUCUUUGGCAGAGAGGCGAAAUCUUAGUGUUGAACAAGCUAUUGCUAUAGAGGCCUUGACUCAGCUCGCAGCUAUACCUCAAAGCACCCCAGGGUCCAUUAAAGCUGAAAGUAGGUGUGAACAUCCUGUUUCUACUUCAACCUCCAAUGCAAAUACAACCCUACAAGAAGCCAAACCCACAGCAGCUAUCCACUACAACAAAGUCUCUGUCAUCAGCUCUCCUCUACAUCAGACGUCAGUCAUACGCCCUCCUGUGGCAAGACAAGGGAAUGUCAUCCAGAGCUCAAAGGGGUCCCCCUCUAACACAAGGCGUUCUCUGCAGGAUCUCCUUGAUGCUGAUGAUAACAUGACCCCAAAUAGGAAAGAGUACGGCUUUGGUUCCCGUGUCAUCAAGUCAGAAAGCUGCUACAAAGACCACAGUGACAUGAAGUUCAGAAAAGAUCAGAAUAGGUUGUUUGGGGAUGACAAAGAUGGGGUUGUGAGUAAAGCAGGAAGAAACAGAGAUGAGGAGGAGGUGGCUGCUCAGCUGGCUAACUUGGCCUUCAUUAUUCAGGCCCGACAGUCGGAGAACAACCCUCCAAAAGGAACACCGGUGUCUGCCAUUAAAUACAACUACAACUCACAGCAAUCCCCCAGUCACAAAAAGACCCUCAUGAAGAAAACAAAAACUACGCCUUCCAAGCCAAGGAAGAAGAAGGUUAGUGAUGAGGGAAUCAACGGCAGGACCCCUCUCUCAAGGCGCAUGCAUAAUGGAGAGAUGAUGCAUAGAGGCAGAGGCCAGAAGAUUCUCCCUCAGGGGAAAUCAGCUUUGCACCAUAAGAGGAACCUGUUUCUGCCUGUGGCUCAAAUCGACCUAAAGAGAUACCUGACAGAGGCUGAGGAGGAGAGGAGGCAGCUUAUAUAUCACAGUAACGCACAUAAUCCCGCCUUUGUAAGGCUGCAGAAUCAGAACUACAGCACUAACCCACAGUUUCAUCACACUCCUGGACAAGCAAACCAGCCAUGGUCACUUUCAAAUGGUCAACACAAUCCAUGCAACGGUCACGCCGCAGAAGCAGCGUCAGAGUGUGAAAGACAUUCUUUAUCUCAGGUAGCCCAGCACGGUGCUGAUCCCAACACCAGCCCUUUCCUCACCCACACUAACGGACACCACGGCCUGGCUAACGGCUUCUCAGGGCCUCCUAGGUCCCCACCUCCUAGCCAGCAAGGCUAUUACAAGUUGGAGAGGUCAGGGCCAGUCACUGUCCUGUCCACGGCGACUGAUGGAGACUCCACAGAGUCGACUCCUAUCAAGAACGUCAACAGCUUUCUGGAGUCCCCCUUGAGCUUUCUGGAUACCCCGAUGAAGAACCUGCUGAACACACCCUCCAAAAAACUGUCUGAUCUUCCUUCCUGUCAAUGCAUGGAUCAAAUUAUUGAAAAGGAGGAAGGCCCUUACUAUACACACCUUGGGGCAGGACCGACUGUUGCUUCAGUGAGGGAGUUGAUGGAGAACAGGUAUGGUACCAAAGGGAACGCAGUACGGGUGGAAGUUGUUGUUUACACUGGGAAGGAAGGAAAAAGCUCCCAGGGCUGUCCAAUAGCUAAAUGGGUGAUCCGACGUGGCAGUGAGGAGGAGAAGUUGCUGUGUUUGGUCCGCCAGAGGCCCGGGCACUUCUGUGACACCGCUGUAUUAGUGAUCCUCAUCCUGGCCUGGGAGGGGAUCCCCCGGCCGGUGGCAGACCACCUCUAUAGGGAGCUCACAGAGACCCUCUUUAAAUAUGGCUCCCCCACCAGCCGCCGCUGUGCCCUCAAUGAAGAUCGCACAUGUGCCUGCCAGGGUUUGGACCCAGACACCUGUGGAGCUUCCUUUUCCUUCGGCUGCUCCUGGAGCAUGUAUUUCAACGGCUGUAAGUUUGCACGCAGUAAAGUACCACGCAAGUUCCGCCUGCUUGGAGACUACCCAGAGGAGGAAGAAAAAGUAGAGAACAACCUUCAGAAUCUCGCCACUGACCUUGCACCACUUUACAAAAGACUGGCCCCUGAGGCUUUCCAGAACCAGGUGGAGAAUGAGACGGCAGGAGGAGACUGCCGGCUCGGCAGGAGGCAGGGCCGUCCUUUUUCCGGGGUCACAGCCUGUGUGGAUUUCUGUGCUCACGCUCACAGAGACACUCAGAACAUGAAUAAUGGCAGCACUGUGGUUUGCACUUUAACAAAAGAAGAUAACCGUGCAGUGCGAAACAUACCAGAGGACGAGCAGCUCCAUGUUCUUCCACUUUACAGGAUCUCUGACAGGGAUGAGUUUGGUCAGUUAGAGGGUCAGCUGGCAAAGAUGAGAAGUGGUGCCCUGCAGGUUUUGUCUUCCUUUCCUCGAGAGGUGCGUCUCCUGGCUGAGCCGGUGAAAUCAGCCCGUAAGAUGAGACAGGAAGCUCGCCAGAAAGCUCAAGCAGAGAAACUUGAGAAGAAGCUCGGCCUGACGCCUCUCACACCUGGGAAAGUUAGAAGUGAAACCCCUAACAAAGAUCCACAGGGGUACUACAGCUCUUACAGAGUUCCACCCAGACCUGCCAGCGUUGGGCGGUACCAGCCACCAGAGAGAAACCAAACCAGCACUUACAGCCAGAGCACCAGCAGCUACCCCUCUCUGGCUGCAGGGGUCAGCCCACAGAAGGAGGUCAUCUCCCCCAACCACCAUGUCCAGUUUGGACAGAAUGGUGCAGCUCUUUAUUAUAAGGCAGUGAGUGACGCAGUGAACGGAUAUUCUCCAUCACCAGCUGAGCACAGUGUUCUGUCAGAACGUAUACCUCUACAUAACGCUCUUAGUGACUACACUCAUACUUUUAAAACUGAGCCCAGCGAGGAGCACUACUCUCCUCUGCACAGACCCUCCCCCAGUGGGAGUGCUCCUCCUCCCUCCUCCUUCUCCCCCAGACCUACCUCCGAGGGCCUCUUCAGCAGGCUCAAUGGGCUCCACCGGGCUGACAGAGAUGUCAGGGUGGAGGUCAGGGGCCACGGCCUCCCUCCGCUCUCAUCUCUCCCCCUUCCCCAGCAGACUCCCCCACUCCAGCACGAGGAAGUCAAGCAGGAGGAGGGGGUGUGGUCGGACAGUGAGCACAACUUCCUGGACCACAAUAUUGGUGGAGUCGCCGUGGCACCAUCACACGGCUCCAUCCUGAUAGAGUGUGCCCGGCGGGAGCUCCACGCCACCACUCCCAUCCUCCGCCCAAACCGCAGCCACCCCACCCGUAUCUCCCUGGUUUUCUAUCAGCACAAAUCCUUAAACGAACCAGGUCACGGCAUGGCCAUGUGGGACGCAAAGAUGGCCAAACGUGAGCGGGACCGGGAGGAGGAGGCGGAGAGGUUAAGGAUGGAGAACAGCCCAAAGAAGAAUGGUAAAAGAGCUGGAGGCGGGGGGCUGGAGGAAGAUGUAGAGGAGGAGGCAGAAGAGGAAAAGAGGAUGACGAACAUCCCCACACGUCAAGCAUGGACUCUACCAAGGGAUGGCGUCAUCACCGUGUCCCCUUAUGCUCUCACCCAAGUGACGGGCCCCUACAACCGCUGGACUUAACGUUUUUUUACUCACAAAAAAAACUCCUACACCCUGUGCUUCUGCCUUACCUCAACUUCAAACUGCUACUCUCAUUUUUACGUUGUUUUCAUUGUGCUUUUCUAAAAUCUGUUUGUUUCACUUUGUCCUUCUUUGUCUCUGCCUUUGGAGCGAUGAGGAAGACCAAAGUUGGUUGGCUUUUUUAACUGUGAGUUUUUGGUGUUUUUAUUGUAAAGAGAUGGUGCUUUGAAGCAUUUUUAAACUGGUUUUAUAUACAUGAUUAAGAACAAAAAAGAUGUGAUUAUUUAUUCUGAUCAGAACGAUUUCUAUUUAAUUCCUGGUGUAAGCCUGUUUACUGCAAGAUUUCUAUGAUAACCUUCAUUAUGUGUUGAUUUUAUGUUGUACAGCAGGAUUAUGCUCUUUAUUUUCAGCCAAUAGUUCUCUUUCAUGAGAGGAAAUCUGAUUGGCUUCUGUCAUUGGUGCCAUUCUCACUGUAACCUUCAUUAAGCAAACUCAACCCAUCACUUCAUGUAGAAAACAAGACUAAUAUUUACUACCAACUGUCACAUGUAGCAUCGUGCUUUUCCUCCUGUGCCCUCUGACGUCUGUUAGCAGGGGAUGGAAGAAGAGUUCUUUUAUUUUGGUUUGUUGUUUUUGUGUUCUCUCCAUCUUUUAUUCACAGCUAUGUGUGGCAUAUUAAGAAGCACUUUUUUUGUUUCCUUAACUUGAAAAGGUCCCAAUGCAUAGGCCUGAUGUGUAUGUACAGCUAGAGAUAUAUAUGACAGCUAAGCAUGAACCCUGGUUUUAUAUUACAGUAUUUCUCUACUAUUGGAUUUUCAUUCAUCUGAUUGAAAAUGACAUACAUAUCUAAUGAAAUUCAACAGGAUAGGAAUUGUGAGAUGCUGCAACAAUUAAGUGCUUAUUGUUACUGGCACUAAACAAAACUUCUGAAAGUCAAAAGUGUAUUGCUGUUUUCACACAUGCACUCAAAACUCCAGGAUAGUUUGUCCCUGAAAUCUUCCUGGGUUGCGCAAAUGCCUCACAUUAGGUUGGUAUAAUGACAAUUAAUUGUCUUUAUAUGGGUGCUACAUAUAAUUACAUGUAUUUAUAAUAUCAACAAGUGCUAAAAACAUAUGGGCAAACAGUUAAGUGUAUGAUACCGCUUUAUUACGUGCACUCAGAAAGCCAUGGUCACAUGAUAUAGAUGUGAUCAUCUUCCUAUGUGGUCCUGAAUAUUGCCCCCUAUGUUCACACUUCAGCUAACCCUUCACACAGACCUUUAACUCAGGAUCUUUGCACACUGAGUCCCCCUCUUUCAUGCAGGAUUUUGUUGUAUUAAUGAUCUGCAUUGAAAAUAAUUUUAUGGUUCUUUCACUCCUUGAAAGACAAAGAAAACACAGGGUUCAUCCACCCCUGACAGAUUCUUUUAUAUGUUUGGGUUUUUUGCACAGUCUUGUGCAUCACGGCGCUGUGCAAAGCACUGAAAAGCCUAUAAGAGGGUAACAUACAUCUUUUCAUUUCAGUCUUCUUUCUCUAUGUGGUUGUAAGUACUAAGCUCAAGGGAGCUGCACCCGCUGCUCAGAUUAGUUAAACAAUCCUCUAAAUCAGUGGUUCUCAACUGGUGGGUGGGGACAUCAGAGUUGGUCAAGGAGCUGUUUUCAUUGCAUCUUGAGAGACUAUGCUAACAGUGCAGUUAAAAGUGACCCAAAUCAGAUUUUUUUUUUUUUUUUGCUCAUAUUUGACUUAAUUCAGAUUUUUUUCUGAUACUGUAAACAGCGCAAAUCACACUGAAUCUGAUCUUUCUGUAUCAGACUCAGGCCACUUUUAUAUGUGGUACUAAACCAGAUACAUAUCUGAACUUUUGGAAUUUGCAAUAUGAAUAGCCAAACAAAGAAAUCAGAUCUGACCAAAAAAAUCAGACUCCGGCAUUAAAGCCAAAGGGGUCUGGCUGCAGAUUGUUCAUCUCUAACAGCUACUCUCACAGACUGUUAAUCUUAGACACAGUAAACAUGAGAACAGAAAUACACCCUAUGGUAAUGGUUAAGGUAGUGGUUAGAAUAACAAAAGUUGAAAACCUGACCUGCAAAACCUGAUUACAAAACAUUAAAUGAAGCCAAGUAAAUAGUCUGCUAACUGGAUAAAAGCUUCCCCUCUGUGAAAACAUUCUCACACAGCCAGUGUAGCUUACAUAUCUCUGUUAGCUGCAUAAGCUACGUAACAAACAUAGCUCAAAGCUUACAUAGCUAAAGCUAUGCUCACAAAGCAGCAACACAAGCUAUGUAUCUACUUAGCUAAAUUAGCUUUAGCAGUGUUUGCUAAAGCUCAUGUGGCUAAAGCUAACUUAGCUACAUUGGCUCAUGUAGUAACAUUAAUUAUGCAGCCAUUGUAGCCACGUUAGCUUUAGUUAACGCAAACAAAGCUAAAGCCAACCAUCCAUUUGUUACACGAUUUCUAAUAAAGGUCUACAUAAUUUAAUCCUGGAUUAGACCUCUGAUCUUUUUCUCUAGUCUUUUAAUGGAAUGAUGCUUAGGUUGCAAUGUGGUUAUUAAUAAAUGUAACAGCUGGAUUGUUUAUGAAUAAAGAAAAAUCUCAAACCAGAAAUAUGUUAUACCAACAAAUUAUGGCACUUAUGUUUUGAGAUAUAUGGUGUCUCUGAUGAAUGGUGUGUGAGAGCGACAGUCAGAGAUGAACGGCCUGCGGCCAGAGUGCGAUGUUAAGGCCUGCAGUGUGAACAAAGCCAAAGUAUUCUUGGAAAAAAUAAAUGUGUCAAAAUGUAUCUACCCUAGGUCGACAUACAUCCAUGUAUUUUAUUUUACUCCUUUUUGUGGUAAUAAGUAUGUUUUGGUUAUUUUCUUGAGAUCUUAAAAUAUUUAUGUAGGGAAAAGUAUUUAUAGUAAAUCAGAGAAUUCAUGCAGCUUAUCCCAGAAGUUUUUAAAUAACUUGCAGGAGUUUUGUGCAUGUGUGAAAACAACAUUUCAUGGGGCACAACUGUUUCACAAACUUACUGUACAUUUUGAUGGUGCUAAUAAGAGCUCUGUUUUUAAAGAAAUCACAAAGUGUCUGAAAUGUCAACACAAUUCUGCCAGUUUUUUUAUGACUCUGAAUACAAAACUGUUUUAGCCAAUGCAAACUCAUCAAACUCUUCUUUUGUUUCCGUUCUGCUUUUGUUGGAAAACCACUUUAACACCACAUCCCAGUCAGUUCUUUUAAGACGAUUUUGGGUGCUCAAACCUUGUUUACUGUCUUACAGGGUCAGACUCAGGGGGUUUGACUCCUUGUGAAUCAGUUUUGUUUUCUUUUCAUACCCAUUUUUUAAAGUCAUCAUUUCAUCACAAGAUCUGUCACACUAACACUGAUGCUGGAGACACAUUUUGGUCUUUGACGACCUUUGACAUUAGGUGCUAAUAGGUCAAGAUGUCAGGGUAGAAACAGCAAACCAACCUUAGUGAAUGGUGCUUGCAUGGUGCUUUUUUAAACUCUGCACACUGGUCUGUUAUAUGGUUCAAAACAGAGGCAAUUUCAUCAUUUCCCUGGAUGAUUACUGGCUGAUUUAUCACAAUGUUUGAGCGCAGCAGUGAAGCAAAUUAUAGUGCAAAUAUCCAUCGAUAAUUCAAGUCUUCCACACAUAACCAAACUCUGACUCUUCUUAAACAUACACACAGAAAAUGAUGAAUGUAAACCUUUUCUAAAUAAGCCGAUUUAGAGAGAACCUUUUUGAACAGGUUAUAGUUACAUUAGUAAAUGUUUCUAGUACUUAAAUGUGGACGUCCACACUGAAAGUCUUUGUAUCAACAAGGAACUAACAACUAGCACCAGCAUUAAAAAACCUGAAAAAAAGCUUUUAUUGGUAGAAACGUUGUAAAUAUGUAUGUGAACCAUAUUGUUUUUACUGUACUGUUAAUGGUGUUUAGACAAUGGAUGAUCUUGCUUAUUUUGAAACUGAAUUACUGUAUGUUGCUGAAAGUAUAUCCAGUUUAGACUUGAGAAGAGACUAAAUUUAGCAUUCCUUUUAUGGAUGGCUGAUCUCUUUUGGGAUUGUGAAAUAAAGUCAUAUUUAUA